Molecule: messenger RNA, 858 nt
Organism: Aspergillus brunneoviolaceus CBS 621.78
Lineage: Eukaryota; Fungi; Ascomycota; Eurotiomycetes; Eurotiales; Aspergillaceae
Exons: 2
Coding region: 241-747 (168 amino acids)
Source: RefSeq, a predicted model, not a curated record
AGUCCACUCCUUCCCAUCUAGAUCAUCAGGUCGUAGGGCCUUAUAACCUCAGCCAUCCCUCUCGGGAUUGUAAUCAUCCUCUCCUCUACAACAUCCUCCUAUCCAUACAUCUACCCAUCCAGUCACUCAUCCCCACACAUCCAGUCAUUCGGUUACUCAGACAACUCCUGCUUAGCCAUACCUAUACCCACACGGACAUAUACUUCUCGAUCAAGUCAAUCCUUUCGAUCGACAAGCAUCAUGCCUAGCCUUGCGACUUCGAUCGUCUCCGGUGUUGCCGUCCUCAUGGUCAUCGGAGGAGUUGCUGCGAGUGCCGUUCCUCCUCAUACUCAAACACGAAACCUCACAGUGGCCUACCCCGGCGUGCAUCUUGACAGUGAGAGCUAUCGCUCCCUGCCUAUUCUGGAUCGAGGAGAUGCGGAUGGCUUCGUGGAUGCCACCGACGACGAGCUAGACUCGUCCGCGGACAGCGAUGCCGCCAUCGAUACCUGCUACAACAGAUCCCAAUGCGAAGUCGGAUACACAUGCCUCAACAGUCGUUGCACUCUGAGCUGCAUUACCGACAGUGACUGCUCCCGUCUGCAUACAUGUGCCAAUGGGACAUGCAUGGAUCCUCGUGGCGGAGCAUGCCUUUCGAACAGAAACCGCUGCACUCAUGACUAUCAGUGCUGCUCCGGCCGAUGCGACCGAUUUGCCUCUGUGUUCGGCAGCAAGAAGUGCAGAAGCUCCAUCAAAAUCUUCCCCUGAGCGGAUCAGCCUGUGGAUCGGACGGGGUGGUGUCCUGUCAUUUGGCAGUGCUCGUUUUUGUUGAUCCUGGAUCCUUAUUCAUUCUGUUAUUGAUAUGUGCCUGUGGCGGGG